This is a messenger RNA of Schistocerca nitens (vagrant locust), 768 nucleotides long. Its product is annotated as peptidoglycan recognition protein 1-like. The transcript is spliced from 3 exons. Gene Ontology annotation, molecular function: zinc ion binding; N-acetylmuramoyl-L-alanine amidase activity. The coding region runs from base 1 to 768 and encodes 255 amino acids. Lineage: Eukaryota; Metazoa; Arthropoda; Insecta; Orthoptera; Acrididae. Gene Ontology annotation, biological process: peptidoglycan catabolic process. The record is from RefSeq and is a predicted model, not a curated record.
AUGAUAUCAGGUGGCCCACCAGGAGGUAACCAGGGCGGCCGUCUCAGCGGCAGCUUCUACGAGACGGUCAGGAAGUCCACCGCCCUGCUUGCGGCUGCAGUGUUAGCCGUCCUGAUGACUUCUGCAGUAUUAGCUAUCUCCAGCAGGAAAGACACAAACAUCAACCAGGACGCACCUAAGACGUCUGCAGAUACAACACUAGAUUGGCAGUUGAUGACAGAACUCGGGCGAGAGAUCAAAUUGUGGCCCAAGCGGAGUUCAGUGCCAGCCGACUCUACGAGUCUUCUGCUUCACCCCAUUCCUGCCGUGGUCGUCGGAGACACGCCUGACGCGUACUGCGAGACGGAAGCCGCAUGCGUGCCACUGUUGCGUAAAUACAGCGACGAGCGCCAGGUCCAGUGGAACUUCCUCGUAGAUGUGGCGGGCAACGUCUACGUGGACCGAGGCUGGGACGCUGCCACCAACGUGUCGUCCUGGCUGCAGGGCUGCAACAUAGCAGUAGCACUCGUGGGCAACUUCCAGGACCAAAAUGCUACCGACAGUAUGAUGAAAUCGCUGCGGCAACUGCUGGAAUUCGGUGUGAGCUCGGGUAAGCUGAAACCCGACUACCGACUCGUAUCGUACGGCCAGGUGGAGUCCUUGAUCCCCGUUAAGAGUCCGGGAGAUGGCGUGCUGAGAGUGAUAAACGGAUGGCCACAUCGAUGCAUGGCAGACUGUGACCUUGGCCUAGAAUGUCUUCACUCAACACGUAUAGUUAAGAAUCGUUAG